Pundamilia nyererei is the source of this 4530-nucleotide messenger RNA. RefSeq names its product myosin IIIB (gene myo3b). The coding region runs from base 4 to 4035 and encodes 1343 amino acids. Gene Ontology annotation, cellular component: myosin complex; filopodium tip; photoreceptor inner segment. Lineage: Eukaryota; Metazoa; Chordata; Actinopteri; Cichliformes; Cichlidae. Gene Ontology annotation, molecular function: protein binding; protein serine/threonine kinase activity; microfilament motor activity. The record is from RefSeq and is a predicted model, not a curated record. The transcript has 38 exons. Gene Ontology annotation, biological process: sensory perception of sound; regulation of actin filament length; positive regulation of filopodium assembly.
GAGAUGCUGCUGUUACAGGCCGUCCUCCGGGGGGCAUCACUCGACAUCUCCUUCUUUUCCCCCCACGCAGAUGACAGAGAUGGAAAUACUGAGGCGACAAUGUCGAGGAGAUCACUAUAUGGACUGUACCCCUACAAGUCCAGCAUGCUUGGACUGGAGACUCUGGGCGAUCCAUCAGGUGACUGGGAUAUAGUGGAAACCAUUGGCAAAGGAACUUAUGGAAAAGUCUACAGAGUGACCAACAAAAAAGAUGGGAGUCAGGCAGCAGUGAAAGUGCUGGACCCGAUUAAUCAUUCGAGCCAUUCAAACAGAGAUGUGGAUGAGGAGAUUGAGGCAGAAUACAACAUACUGAGGUCCCUGCCCAACCAUCCUAACGUGGUGAAGUUUUAUGGCAUGUUUCAUAAGUCCGACAAAUUAACUGGCGGACAGCUCUGGCUGAUACUGGAGCUGUGCAACGGCGGCUCUGUCACAGAACUCAUCAAAGGCCUGCUGAUGCGUGGCCAGCGUCUGCAGGAGCCUGUUAUCGCAUACAUCUUAUGCAGUGCCCUCUUGGGUCUCCAGCAUUUGCACAACAACCGGAUUAUCCAUCGUGACGUCAAAGGCAACAACAUCCUCCUGACAACUGAGGGAGGAGUCAAACUGGUUGACUUUGGUGUUUCAGCUCAACUGACGAGCGCACGACUGCGGAGGAACACGUCAGUCGGGACACCGUUUUGGAUGGCUCCUGAGGUCAUAGCCUGUGAACAGCAGUACGACUACUCCUAUGAUGCCCGCUGCGAUGUGUGGUCUCUCGGCAUCACAGCCAUCGAGCUGGCAGACGGAGAUCCCCCUCUGGCUGAGAUGCAUCCAGUAAAAGCCCUUUUCAAGAUCCCACGAAAUCCCUCACCCACAUUACGACAUCCUGAAGAGUGGAGCAGGAGUUUCAGCCAUUUCAUCAGCCAGUGUCUGAUAAAGGAUUUUGAGGCACGUCCAUCUGUGACCCACCUUCUGGAGCACCCCUUCAUCAAGCAGGCCCAUGGCAAGGACAUAGCUCUCCGUCAGCAGUUAGCAGCUCUCAUACAAGAGCAGCAACAAAUAGGCUGCAAAACCAAAUCCAAGCACGUCCGGAUCAAUACUCGUAAAACCCUCAUAAUAGAGAGCUGUCCUGAUGAUGAUCUGGUGAACCUGGAGUUCUUAGACGAGGAGACAAUCAUCAGCCAUCUCCACAAGAGGUAUGAUGAGCUGCAGGUGUACACUUACGUCGGUGACAUCCUCAUCGCUCUCAAUCCUUUCCAGAAUCUCAGCAUCUACUCUCCUCAGUUCUCUAAGCUGUACCAUGGCGUAAAGCGAGCUGACAACCCUCCACACAUCUUUGCUACUGCAGAUGCAGCUUACCAAGGCAUGGUGACAUUCUGCAAAGACCAGUGUAUCAUCAUUAGUGGAGAAAGCGGUGCUGGGAAAACAGAAAGUGCUCAUUUAAUUGUUCAGCAUCUUACUUUCCUGGGAAAGGCAAACAAUCGGACACUCCGUGAGAAGAUUUUGCAGGUUAACCCUCUCGUCGAGGCCUUUGGAAACGCUUGCACGGCAAUCAAUGAUAACUCCAGUCGCUUCGGCAAGUACUUGGAGAUGAAGUUCACGCCGACAGGAGCGGUUAUUGGGGCCAAGAUAUCUGAAUACCUGCUGGAGAAGUCGAGGGUCAUCAAACAGGCUCCAGGGGAGGAAAAUUUCCACAUAUUCUAUUACAUAUAUGCCGGCCUUUACCACCAAGACGAGCUGAAGACUUACAGGCUGCCAGAUGGGACACCUCCCAGGUACAUUGACAGUCAGCACUGCAAAGUGAUGCAAGACAUUGUGUCAAGGAAACAAUAUAAAGAGCAGUUUGAUGCCAUUCAGGAGUGCUUCCGAAAUAUCGGCUUUACAGAAGAGGAGGUCGACUCUGCUUACAAAAUUCUCUCAGCAAUUUUGAAUACUGGGAAUAUUGAAUUUGCCUCCAUCACAUCCCAGCAUCAGACCGAUAUUAGUGAAGUGCCUAACUCAGAGGCCUUAGAGAACGCUGCGUAUCUCCUCAGCAUUGGACCCGAGGAGCUCCAGGAAGCACUUACCUCUCAGUGUGUGGUCACGAGGGGCGAAACCAUCAUCCGCUCCAACACCGUGGACAAAGCCGCCGAUGUCCGAGACGCCAUGUCCAAGGCCUUGUACGGACGCCUGUUCAGCUGGAUAGUGAAUCGCAUCAACUCACUCCUGCAGCCUGACAUGAAUGUCUGUGCCGUAGAGAGCGGCAUGAAUGUGGGAAUCCUGGACAUCUUUGGAUUUGAAAACUUCAAGAAGAACUCGUUUGAGCAAUUGUGCAUCAACAUCGCAAACGAGCAGAUUCAGUUUUAUUUCAACCAGCACAUAUUUGCUCUCGAACAGAUGGAAUACCAGAGCGAGGAAGUUGAUGCCAGCCUGGUGGAGUAUGAGGACAAUAGGCCCAUUCUGGACAUGUUUCUGCAGAAGCCCAUGGGUCUGCUGUCCCUGCUGGAUGAAGAGAGCCGCUUCCCUCAGGCCACCGACCAGACCCUAGUGGAUAAGUUUGAGGACAAUUUGCGCUGCAAAUAUUUUUGGAUACCAAAACGAGUGGAGCUUUGUUUUGGAAUUCAGCACUAUGCCGGACAGGUAAUGUACAAUGUGAAUGGCUUCUUGGAGAAAAACAGAGACACUCUCCCUGCAGACAUUGUUGUGGUGUUGAGGACGUCAGAGAACAAACUUUUGCAGCAGCUGUUUUCCAGCCCCUUAACUAAAACAGGAAAUCUGGCGACGUCCAAAGCGAGAGUCACCGCCGCCUCCAGAUCUCUCCCGCCGCAGCUCGGUUCAGGACGCACCAAGUCUCCCAAAUACCUGUUGAAGGUGGACACCAUGGAGAUGAUUCGCCACCCAGAAGAAACCACCAAGAUGAGGAGACAGACGGUGGCCUCCUAUUUCCGUUACUCCCUGAUGGACCUGCUGUCUAAGAUGGUCGUGGGCCAGCCACACUUUGUGCGCUGCAUCAAACCUAAUGACGACAGGCAGGCACUGUGCUUCUGCAAGGAGCGGGUGAUGGUGCAGCUGCGUUACACUGGGAUCCUGGAGACGGUGAACAUCCGCCGCCAAGGCUACUCCCACCGCAUCCUGUUUGAAGACUUUGUCAACAGAUAUUACUAUCUUGCAUUUCGGGCUCACGAGAUGCCUGAAACUAGCAAAGAAAACGCUGUUGCCAUACUGGAGAGGGCCAAAUUAAAAGACUGGGUGCUGGGAAAGACAAAGGUUUUUCUGAAAUACUACCAUGUGGAACAACUGAACCUGCUGCUGCGGGAAGUAAUAGCUCGGGUGGUGGUGAUGCAAGCUUACACUAAAGGCUGGCUCGGGGCCCGGCGUUAUCGAAAAGAGAAGGAGAAGAGAAGCCGUGGGGCCACAAUCAUCCAGUCAGCCUGGAGGGGCUAUGUUGCUCGGCAGAACCUCAAGCAAAUCAAAAAAGAGCGGGAAGAGGCAGCUGUCCGCAUACAAUCAGCUUACAGGGGCCAUCGGGUGCGUCGGGACUGUGGACCCCAGGAGCACAGAUGUCACCCUGAGGCUGGAGAAAAGACCACCAAAGAGGAGCAUUUAGGGUACAGCCCGGACAACAAAGAGGCAGACGGAGAUUACACCCAUAAAAAAGAUGUUGGCCCUGACAGCCAAGACAGACAAGUGAAAGACAUCAAGAGAGACAAAGGCAGAGCAGAAGACAGUGUAACGAAGCCGUGCAGGGAGACGGCAAGGCUGCGAGACACGCAGUGUAAACAAGGUCCAGUGAUGAAGCUGCAGCAGAGAACUCCUCGCCGGCGGGGCCAGCAGCCCAAGCUGCUCAACAGCCCCGAAGACAGCCUGUACUACAACCAGCUAAAUAGAACUCUGGAUUACCAGGGGAGCAAGAGGAAGCCGAGAAAACUUGGUCAAAUCAAAGUGCUGGAUGGAGAAGAUGAGUACUACAAAUUACUGUCAACUGUGGAGUCGAUCCCUGAGGAAGAGCACUCAACCACCGCCCCUACCCACCCUUUUUAGUUGGGCCCCUCGUCAGUCAGAGCUGAACCUUACAACCAUGUCAGCCGAUUGCCUUCAUUUGUCUUAUGGAUCAAAACAACCUGCUUCCCAACAUCGCACUUGACAUCUGUUGUAAAUUUAUAUUUAUUUCAUGUAAAUUGUUGUUUUAUAAGAGUCAAAUAAAUGUGUCUAAAUGUUUUUUAAUUCAUAUUUAUUACUGGUGUAUAACGGUAUUUUGAUAUUGUAAGCAAAACAAUUUACCCGCCACAAAUCUGUUGUUUUAUACAUUUUUUUCCUCAUUUUAGAUUGAUGAAUUAUUUCCCUCUCCCCUUUUAGAUCAGACACAAUAGUUUGGUUACAGCUAAUUGUUUCAGCCCGUGCUGGCACUUGCACAUACUGUUAAAAACUUAUGGCAAUAAAAACUUAAUGAGUCGUUCUUUCUUCGCCUUAAUUGCCCUUUACAGAAAUGAUUGUCACCUGUUGAACGUCUAUGAUCCACCCCACUGUUUUCUUUGA